GUAUAUCGUAGUCGCAGUCACAUUCGAAGAGUUCGCGAUAUUAAGUUCAAAGACACGCUCGCUGCUUCGCGUUCUUCUACCAAAGACCAAGAGGGCCUCGCAUAAAAAAUCGGACUAGUUUCUUUCUUUUCCCUUCCUUCAUCAAGAAGAAGAAGAAGUGUCUCGUGUUAUAAUAAAAUCGUAGUGUUUACAAAUAAGUGUGUGAUAAGAAGACGAAGAAGGGCUUCAGUGGUUUGGUUGUUUUUUUUUCAAGUGAUGUUGGCGUUGUAAUAAAACUUUUUCGUUUAUCGCAGUGCAAAUAAUCGCGAGUUUAAAAAUAACCCAGUAACCGCGGUUUCUGGUGUUUUGAACAUUUGAGAUCACGUGACAGUGGCAAUAACAAUUAUUCCGACAACAAAUCGCUCCGCAACAGCCUCGAGAUCUGACCCAGUGGGAUUUUUAAACACAUGGUGAUCCUGGUGUUCCGGUGAGGGGGAGCCCGGCCAUGCGCCUCGGCCUGGCUUCUCUGCUGGUCGCGCUCUUAUUGUUUUCACCCUCCCGUUCGACCUCCCCCUUGCCCCCUUUGGAGGAGGACCCCAAUGCCCGCUUCCUGGCGUUACAUGCGGCCCCCCCAUCUCGACCCUCCAUCAGCACGACCAGCACCCACCAGAAUGCACCACCGUUCAAGAAGUACACCUCCUCCGAGGAGGAUAUCCAGCACAAUGACCUGGAUAUGGGACACGAGGACGAGUUUAGGUACACGUCGGCCACUGUAUACUCUUCGGUGGUGGACAAGAGGGAGAACCUCACCAGUGAAAAUCUCAAGAGUCAGCCGUUGCAUAAGAGGAAACAGAUCACAGUGGGGUAUCUCACGGCCGUCAAGGGGGAGCUCAGGGAGAGGCAGGGGUUGGCGGUCUCGGGGGCCAUCUCCAUGGCUCUAAACGAGGUUAACAACGACCCCGACAUCCUCCCCAACGUGACACUAGUGAUGCGCUGGAACGACACGAGAGGGGACACAGUGAUAGCGACUAGAGCCAUGACCGAUAUGGUCUGCGACGGCGUUUCGGCCUUUUUCGGCCCUGAAGGCACCUGCCAUGUCGAAGCCAUAGUCGCCCAAUCGAGAAAUAUUCCAAUGAUUAGUUAUAAAUGUUCCGAUUACAAAGCUUCUCAAGUACCAACUUUCGCCAGAACCGAACCACCAGAUACACAGGUGACCAAAUCGGUGGUGUCCCUUUUGGACUACUAUAAAUGGUACAAAUUCUCGAUUAUCUACGAAGAAGCGUGGUAUACGGUAGCACAGUCGCUGGUACAAGAAGCCAAAAAGAAGAAUAUGACCAUCAAUGAUGAGAAGAAAGCGAAAGAUAGCUACAAGUGCUGUGCGGAACAGCUCACCUGUUGCGGAAGCGGAUAUUGGUACCAGUUUAUACAAAAUACCAAAAAUCGGACCAGAAUCUACGUUUUUUUGGGCGGUUUGACCUCUUUGCUCGACCUCAUGAUAACCAUGCAAACAGCCCAAUUAUUCGAAAAUGGGGAAUACAUCGUGAUUUAUGUUGACACAAACACCUACUCGGAAAAAGAGGCUCACAAAUACAUUUGGAAACCGGCAAUUUUCGACAAAUACGAAAAUUGUUUAAAUAAUGAUUACAACGGACUACUGAAACGUGGCAAAUCCUUAUUUGUGGUAGUACCAACAGCACCGACUGAAAAUUAUGAAAGUUUCACUGAAAAAGUCCGGUAUUACAAUUCGCGAGAACCUUUCAAUUUCGAAACUUCCGUUUUGCUGAAAUCGUUCGAAAAGUAUGUGUCAAUUUACGCCGCCUACUUGUACGAUUCGUUCAAACUCUACGCAAACGCUCUUCACAAAUUGUUGUCCGAAGAACCGGUUUUAACCGACGAACUGAUCGACGAAAUCGCGAGUAAUGGGACCAAAAUCGUCGAAACCAUCAUCCGAAUGAAAACCUACAAGAGCAUCACCGGCGCCACCAUGAAGCUGGACAAGAACGGCGAUUCGGAGGGAAAUUUUUCAGUUUUGGCUUUUCAGCCCGUGAGCGGCGACCAGCACGUCCAUGGAAAUUUCUCGUGUCCGUUUCAGAUGCGGCCCGUGGGUCAGUUUUUCCAGCAAUCGGGCGAUUUUCCAGAGUACAAGAUUUAUACCAACACCCAGAUCCAAUGGGCCGGGUCCGAUAAGCCCAACGAUGAGCCCAGUUGUGGGUUUAAUAACGAAUUGUGUCCCAAACCCAACACCCAUCUUAAUAGUAUCAUAGCGGCGGGGGUUUUGGCCAUUUUGCUCUUCUGCGCGGGGGUUAUCACGAUGAGUAUUUACAGGAAAUGGAAAAUCGAGCAGGAAAUUGAAGGGCUUUUGUGGAAAAUCGACCGCAGUGAGAUACACAGCUACUUUGAGAGGGAUAUUGUUUCUAGUCCAAGUCGGCUUAGUCUAAUUAGUGCAAGUGUCACUUCUUACGAAUCCAGAGGUGGCUUACAAGUCUUCGCAACGACAGCUCAAUACCGGGGCGUCGUGGUCCGAAUAAAAGAGCUAACUUUUUCAAGAAAAAAGGAUAUUUCACGAGAUGUCAUGAAAGAAAUGAGGUUAUUGAGAGAGUUGAGACACGACAACAUCAAUUCUUUUAUUGGUGCUUGUGUCGAACCGACUUCUUUGCUACUAGUCACUGAUUAUUGUGCCAAAGGAAGCCUCUAUGAUAUUAUAGAAAACGAGGAUAUUAAAUUGGACAAGAUGUUUAUCGCGUCGCUGGUUCAUGAUCUCAUUAAGGGCAUGUUGUACAUCCACAAUUCGAUGCUAGUGUGCCAUGGUAAUUUAAAAUCGUCAAAUUGUGUGGUGACUAGUCGAUGGGUCCUUCAGGUGACCGAUUUUGGGCUCGCUGAAAUGCGACAUUGCGCUGAAAACGACAGCAUCGGCGAACACCAGUAUUACCGAAGUUUGUUUUGGAAGGCGCCUGAAAUUUUGCGCAACCCUAGCGCCUACUGUCGCGGUACCCAAAAGGGCGACGUCUACGCCUUCGCCAUCAUUCUGUACGAGAUUCUGGGCCGGAAAGGGCCCUUCGGAACCACGGGCUACGAACCCAAGGAGAUAAUCGAGUUGGUGAAACGCGAACCAAUCGACGGCGAGGAGUGUUUCAGGCCUGAAAUCGAUCUUUUACUCGACUGUGAAAUCGGCUGUGAUGAUUACGUUUUACAAUGCAUGAAAGAUUGCUGGGCUGAAAAUCCUGAAGCCAGGCCGGAUUUCGCCGCGAUUCGGAGCCGCCUGAAGCGGAUGAAGGACGGAAAGAACAAGAACAUCAUGGACCAGAUGAUGGACAUGAUGGUCACUUAUGCGAACAAUUUGGAGGAGAUCGUGUCGGAGAGGACGCGAUUGCUCUACGAGGAAAAAAUGAAAACUGAAGAUUUGUUACACAGGAUGUUACCGAAACCAGUUGCUGAAAGAUUGACCAAUGGUUCAGGCGUCGAGCCUGAAUCUUUCGAUUCGGUUACGAUUUAUUUCAGCGAUAUUGUCGGGUUUACAGCAAUGUCGGCUGAAAGUACGCCACUGCAAGUCGUCAAUUUCUUAAACGAUCUCUAUACAGUAUUUGAUAGGAUCAUCAAGGGUUACGAUGUUUACAAAGUUGAAACUAUUGGUGAUGCUUACAUGGUGGUUUCCGGCCUCCCGUUGCGCAAUAAAGACCGCCACGCUGGCGAAAUCGCCUCCAUGGCCUUGGACUUACUCUCCGCCGUGAAAAACCAUUCCAUUUCGCACCGCCCGAAAGAAGUCCUAAAACUCCGAAUCGGAAUUCACACCGGCCCUGUGGUAGCCGGCGUCGUGGGACUUACAAUGCCCCGUUAUUGCCUCUUUGGCGACACCGUCAACACAGCCUCCCGCAUGGAGAGCAACGGCGAACCCCUCAAAAUCCACAUCAGCCACCAAUGCAAGGAAGUCCUAGACAAGUUAGGCGGUUACGUCGUAGAAGAACGCGGAUUGGUCAACAUGAAAGGGAAGGGGGAAGUCCGAACCUUCUGGCUGAUUGGUGCAACAGAACAAGCCAUACAGAAGCGCGAAGUGGAUUGGGGGGACUUCCCCCCACUUUUCUGCCGCCCGAGGAGAAGUCCAAAACUGAACAACGACUCGCGGCAACCCAGCGUGUGUGGGGGCUUCGGGGGGAUGACCAGUCGGCGCCACUCCAGUGUCCCGAGAGACCAAGGCUCCAAGCUGACCAUCAACACGGCGUUCGGGAGCCAAAUCAUCGAGAAUGUGGAGGAGUCGCGACGUGGAUUGCGUCCUCGGCGAGUCCUCUCGAGCAUUGCGUCGAGUUCCGAUGAGCAGAAGAAGACGAGCCAAAAUAUGCUCAAUAAGAUACGUGAGUCGAAGAGUUUGGAUCCGUUGCCGUUGAUUAGGACGACGAAGCCGGGGGACGUGGGGGGUGAUGGGGGCAACAAUAAGCCGUUGGAUGUGGGGAGGAGGUCCACCAGGUCGUUGGAAAACUGUGAUAAGUGCGGCGAAGUACAAAUCAUCGCCAUUCCUGAGGAUAAACUCAUCAAUAAUAAUUUUCCAAAUGGGAAUAUUCUACCAACUGAUGAAAGUUAUAUCGAGGAUGUUCAAGUACCGUUGCUUAAUACGCAGUGUCCGGUGGUGAGGAGGAGGGGAGGGAGUGCCAUUGAUGAUACUUUGCAAAAUCACACCUCCAAAAGAUGGCGCUCUUUGGAGUCGCUCCCGGCGAGUUGCGAGCCCGUUCCUGACAUCCAGAGCAAAAAAAAGGCCUCGUUGAAGAACUGGUUGGUGGGACUUUUCAACGGAAACGGCCUAAAAUCGAGCAAUACUUCGCUCAGAAAAGGAGUCAUCAACGAUUACAAUAACUUAACAGAGAAGGAAAGCAUCGUGUGAGAGAGAAACUAAAGUCAAUUGUUGAAGAAAAGGGAAACUAGUCGAAUUAUUAUUGAGGAUAAUAAUUAAUAAUAAUAAUAAUAAGAAGAAGAAGAAAAAAUCGGUUAUAUAUUUUUUGAAGGAAGAGACGACUUAUCGGUAUAUUUUCUAUGCCUUUUUGUGACUACUAUAUUAGAUAUAUUGUUGCAUUUAUGUAAGAAAGUCGCAAUUAUGAAAAAUCCGUUUUUGCCAUAAUUUAGUUUAUUUUUGGGAUUUGGAUAAUUGCAACUUUCGCCCCCUCCCCCUCAAGUAUGCUUCUUCAAAUUAAUUCUCCUACUUGUUCAUCGUUUAAACUAGAAUAAAAUUUAUGUGAUAGCGUGAACGAAGCUAUGUUAGGUUUUAAAUCCAAUUUUUAAGUAUGUGAGAUCUAGUUUUAAGAAGUGUUUUAUAUGUAACCAUCUGUUACCCAAUUGUGAUUAUAUUUUUCUAGCAAGUGCUGCAAAAACAAAAACAAACGGAUAAUACGACAGCAUUUAAAUAUGAUGAACCAAUUUCAACGAUCUGACUGGUGAAUAAUUCAUUUUUCGGUGGUACAAAAGUCGGAAUUUUUGUGUUAGAGGCUGUGAAUAUUAUCUUCAUGUGUAAAUAAAUUAUGUCAUAUCUUUGCACUAUUCGAUGUGCCAUUAACUUAUAAUUGUAUCGAGGUACCUAAUUAUGUAAAUAGUCUAGGUAUUGUUUGAUAAUAUACUUAUUUAUUUAUUAA
Tribolium madens (black flour beetle) is the source of this 5591-nucleotide messenger RNA. Its product is annotated as receptor-type guanylate cyclase Gyc76C-like. Bases 485 to 4849 code for a protein of 1454 amino acids. The record is from RefSeq and is a predicted model, not a curated record. Gene Ontology annotation, biological process: intracellular signal transduction; protein phosphorylation; receptor guanylyl cyclase signaling pathway. Gene Ontology annotation, molecular function: ATP binding; guanylate cyclase activity; protein kinase activity. NCBI's taxonomy places the organism in Eukaryota, Metazoa, Arthropoda, Insecta, Coleoptera, Tenebrionidae. The transcript has 18 exons.